CUUCCUCCCGCUCUGCCUCCUGCAGCGCCCAGCCCGCUCCCCGCCGGGCCCGCCGCGCGCACCGCGGAGAGUUUGCCGACGCCCCGGCCCCGGCCGCCGAGUCCCGAAGGCACGACGCCCGCCCGCGCGGGAGCCGCGGAGGAAGCCCGAGCCCGAGGGCGGGCCGAGGACCCGCACAAAGUUAGGCUCCGGCGCCGCCGCCCGGCGCUCCCGCCCGCGGCUCCCGGAGGAACCGGUCUCCCCGCGGCUCAGCCCGCGCGGCCACGUGAGCGCCCGCCGAGCGCGCCGGGAGGAGCGGCGGGACCCAUGCCCGCGGCCCACCUGAUGGAGAGCCUGCAGCCGCCCGCGCUGCAGGUGCCGGCGCCCCGGGGCGCGCCCGAGGGCAGCGCCGUCUGGUCCAGCGCGUCCACCCCCUCGCUCCGCCGCCGGCGCUUCAGGCUGCGCCGCGCGAGGAACGUGCUGGAGCGGAGCCUGGAGGCCGGGCUGGCGCGGGAGCUGCCCCUGCCCCUGCCCCUGCCCGGCGGCGGGGCCCCCGGCAAGGAGCUCCUGCAGCUGCCGGCCAUCGAGAUCACGCCCUCCAGCGACGAGGACACCCCGUGGUCCAACUGCUCCACACCCAGCGCGUCCCCGCGCCGCAAGCGCUCCCUCCUCCGCAAGUGGCUGCGGCUUCGGGAGCGGAAGGAGUGCGGCGAGAGCAGCAGCCAGCAGAGCAGCCAGCAGAGCAGCCAUGAGGAUGAUGCCAGCAGGUUCCUGAGUCCCCAGAUGCAGGAAGAGAGCACUGCCAGUAACUCCAACCGCAGCUCGCCGGCCUGCUCCCCUGUCCUCCGGAAGCGGUCCCGCUCGCCCACCCCCCAGAGCCCGGACGCGGACGCCAUGGUGGAGAAGGGCUCCGACCACUCCUCGGACAAGUCCCCCUCCACGCCUGAGCAGGGCGUGCAGCGCAGCUGCUCCUCGCAGUCCGGCCGGAGUGGAGGCGGCAAGAACUCCAAGAAAAGCCAGAGCUGGUAUAAUAGCUGGGAGCACCCCCUGACCUCGGCCGUUGUCGUGCAGGUGUUAAGCCCCACUUACAAGCAGAGAAAUGAAGACUUCAGAAAGCUCUUUAAGCAACUUCCAGACUCGGAGCGCCUCAUUGUGGAUUACUCCUGUGCACUCCAAAGAGACAUUCUCCUUCAGGGCCGACUCUACCUCUCGGAAAACUGGAUCUGCUUCUACAGCAACAUCUUCCGCUGGGAAACCCUGCUGACUGUCCGUUUAAAAGACAUCUGCUCCAUGACUAAAGAGAAGACAGCUCGCCUCAUCCCCAAUGCCAUCCAAGUUUGCACUGACUCAGAAAAGCACUUUUUCACGUCGUUCGGGGCCCGGGACAGGACGUACAUGAUGAUGUUCCGGCUGUGGCAGAACGCGCUCCUCGAGAAGCCGCUGUGCCCCAAGGAGCUCUGGCACUUCGUCCACCAGUGCUACGGGAGCGAGCUGGGCCUGACCAGCGACGACGAGGACUACGUGCCCCCCAGUGACGACUUCAACACGAUGGGCUACUGCGAGGAGAUCCCUGUCGAAGAGAAUGAAGUGAAUGACAGCUCGUCCAAAAGCAGCAUAGAGACCAAGCCGGAUGCCAGCCCACAGCUGCCCAAGAAGUCCGUCACCAACAGCACGCUGACGUCCACCGCCAGCAGCGAAGCGCCCGUCUCGUUUGAUGGGCUGCCCCUGGAGGAGGAGGCGCUGGAUGGCGAGGGGCCCCUGGAGAAGGAGCUGGCCAUGGACAGCAUCAUGGCAGAGAAGAUGGAGAUCCUGGCACCGGUGAGCUCCCCUUCACUGGACUUCAACGACAACGAGGACCUCCCCACCGAGCUCAGCGACUCCUCCGACACCCACGAUGAAGGGGAGGUCCAGGCCUUCUACGAGGACCUGAGCGGCCGGCAGUACGUGAAUGAGAUCUUCAACUUCAGCGUGGACAAGCUCUACCACCUCCUGUUCACCGACUCGCCCUUCCAGCGCGACUUCAUGGAGCAGCGGCGCUUCUCAGAUAUCGUCUUCCACCCCUGGAAGAAGGAGGAGAACGGGGACCAGAGCCGCCUGAUCCUUUACACCAUCAACCUCACCAACCCGCUGGCUCCCAAAACGGCCACCGUCAGGGAGACACAGACCAUGUACAAGGCGAGCCAGGAGAGCGAGUGCUACGUGGUGGACGCCGAGGUCCUGACCCACGACGUGCCCUACCACGACUACUUCUACACCGUCAACCGCUACACGCUCACGCGCGUGGCCCGCAGCAAGAGCCGGCUCAGGGUCUCCACUGAGCUGCGCUACCGCAAGCAGCCCUGGGGGCUGGUGAAGACGUUCAUCGAGAAGAACUUCUGGAGCGGCCUGGAGGACUACUUCCGCCACCUGGAGAGCGAGCUGACCAAGAUGGAGAGCAGCUACCUGGCUGAGACGCACAGACAGUCUCCCAAAGAGAAGGCCAGCAAAGCCCCGGCCGUGCGGCGGAGGAAGCGCCCCCACGCCCACCUGCGGGGACCUCACCUGGAGGAGGUGCUGAGCCCCGUCACCACGCCCACCGACGAGGACGUGGGCCGCAGGGCCAAGCAUGUGGCAGGUUCCACACAGACACGGCAUAUCCCUGAGGACACCCCCAACGCUUUCCACCUGCAGAGCGUGUCCAAGCUGCUGCUGGUCAUCAGCUGUGUCCUGGUGCUGCUGGUCCUCCUUAACGUGAUGCUUUUCUACAAGCUCUGGACGCUGGAGUACACCACCCAGACCCUCACUGCCUGGCAGGGCCUGCGGCUCCAAGAAAGGGGUCUGGGAGCACAGGACAGUCCACUGAGCAUAACUCCAGCUGCUGGGGGACCCCUUCUUCCGCCCCACAGGUUACCCCAGUCGCAGACAGAGUGGGCCCAGCUCUUAGAGUCCCAACAAAAGUACCACGACACUGAGCUGCAGAAGUGGAGAGAGAUCAUCAAAUCCUCGGUGAUGCUCCUCGACCAGAUGAAGGACUCCCUCAUCAACCUUCAGAACGGCAUCAGGUCCCGAGACUACACAUCCGAACGCGAAGAGAAGAGGAGCCGCUACCACUGACCAGGCAGGAGCAGGGCUGCCGGAGGCCUGUGCAAUACGUGUACAUAGACCUAUAAAUAUAUAUAUAUAUAUAUAAAUAUAUAUAUACAGAGUAUAAAUAUAUAUUAUAUACAGAUUUUAAAGAGACACCACCUAUGUACCAGGGAGGAGCUGGCCCGCCUCCUGUGUGGCCGGUGGCGGCCGAGGGGCAGGGACCACCUCCACCACCGCCGACCCUCCCGCCCUCCGUCCUCCAGCCCCGGGCCCUGGCCGGCCGUUCUUGGCUCUGAGAAGGGAAGUGUUGUUGAGCCCGAGUGAUGCCUGCGAAGAGAAGUCCCAGGGGCAUGGCUCACGGUGCUUCGUUCCCUCAUUCCCUUUUGAUUUGUUUCCAAAACUAAAGGGACUCUUCUUCCCUGCCCCACACUUCCGCAGGCGCUCCCGUGGGAACGAGGAAGCAUCAGAGACAGCAGCGCCAUCUAAGCUCUCCCUGUGAGCCCCUGCCCCCCAUGGACUGCAGGCUGCGCCUGUGGAUUUCGUGGCUGCGGGCUCCGGAGGCCUUGCGUUCGGAAGGAUGCUCUCCUCCAUCACCCGCACUGCCUCCAGCUGUGCAGGGUGUGCACCCAAUAAGGGCUGGGAACGCCCUCCCUCCCCGCCCCCGCCUGUCUCCCCGCGCUUCUCCCAGGCUGGGUCUGGGCGAAGUGUCCCUUUUUAGUGCCUAAAACCCUCAUUUUUCUCUGUGCCCCGAGAGCACAUCGCCCUCGGCCGGGGUGGAGUGUUUGGUCUUGUUAAGUCUGUUUUCAUGGUUCAAGCACGUCAGGUCUGUGGCUCUGGUCCUUCGCUUCGCGCUGUCAGUUUUCUGUCCAGGAGAGUCGGGGUGUUGUCGGGCCUCCGGGUGUGAGGGGCGAGUGCCCGGCGUGUCGGUUGCAGGCCUCGGCAGAGAUGCCACGUGAUGGAGAGCACCCGUGCCAGUGGCCUCUGCUGCCCGUGGACACCCGGCUUGCUCAGGGAGACAGCAUCUGAGGCGCCUGGCACGUGAAGACGGACGCCCUGGGAGGGAACGGGUUUGGCAGAGACGCGUGCAUCUGGGUGUGAAAAGCCUGAUGGAGUCUCUUCGCCCAAGGGGCCGCUCCCCAUGCCCGUUCUCCUUCCCUGGUGUCUGUCCCAGGGGGCUGCUGUCACUGGGAGUGGAGAGGAGGCCGCGGGCCAGGACCAUCCGUGCUCCGGGCCUUUUUGGGGUUGGCUCCCAGGACCGUGCACGUGCCUGACUGGGACCCACCUGGACACGCCUGUCGCCCCUCAUGCACUAACUGCUACUUCAUCCAACAAGGGCCCCUCCAGCCCAGGAGGGCGCAGCGCAUGGGCCACAGCCGGGCAAGGAGGGCUCUCCAGGGGCUGUGGAGGCGCCCCGCGUGCCGGGCCCAGGAAAGGAAGACUGUCCCCGUCCGCCCAGAAGGCAGCCCGUGUCCCUCUCCUGCAAUGGCCUGAGCAUCUCACCUGACAAUGAAAGGUGGUUGGCAUUUCAGCCUGAGACCAUAGCCUUGUCAUCGCGCACAGGCAGGAUGAGAAGAUGGAGCUGUGCGUGCCCAGGUCACCCCCGGGGGAGCAGGAGAAGGCGGCAUGGGGCCCGCCUCCCUCAGGCGUCCGUGGAGGGUCACAGGCCAGGGGCCACUGGUCGCUUUUGCCCAGGACUGAACGGGACACCUGUGAGCAGUGCGACUGCUGCAAACUGUCCACAGAGGUAGCCAGAGGCCAAUCAGUCCCAGAAACUUAAAAGCAAAGAUGGUAAAUCUCUAAUUUGUCCCACGCACGUUUGGUUUGUUUUUAAACCUUGCCGUGAUGAGGGUUCCUGGGGCCCUUUCGUAGGACACAGCGGGGUCUCGGCUGGGCCGGUGCUGGCAGGGCCUGGCUACACAGCCGCUGUGCGCUCCUACUUCUCAGGCCAUCCCAGGGAAGAGCGGGUGACGGAGGGAGCCGAGGCUGGGGAUUGGAACCCAGGACGCAGAGUGUGCACACCACCAUCUCUCGUGGGUGCUCUCUGUUCUAACGGUUUUCUGAUUUUAAACCAACCGCUCCGCCCAGUCUCGCUCAGUAACCGGUGAAGAGAAGGCACCACCGUGCAGGCGGUCUCGGCGAGAAACGCAGCAGCACUGGCACCGCCUCGGAGCCUGAAGGGCACAGGGGAACCAUCACCUCGUGCGUUCUCUCCCGGCCAUGCUGGCUGGACAGCUCCGCCUGUCUGCUAGAUCCAGCGGCAAACAUCUGAGAGCCGUGCUCACCGUCAGAGGUUUCACAACAUUCGUCGAGUCUGCACCUCACUCCAGCUUACCUGGAGGAGCUCACAAGAUCGGCCUUGGAGAAGCCAGUCCUGUCUACAGCUCCUCGCCUUCCCCACCAGCCGCCCUGGGAAAGGGGACCACCUCCUGGGCCAGCAAGAUGGGCAGCGUGGAGUCUCUGAAGGCCAUUGAGCUGAGGGCCAGGAGGCCAGGCUGAGUCCUGGCUCGGCCUCUCUGAGCUUCUGUGUCCCCGGGGACAGGGCUGGCCUAGAUGGCCGCUGAGGGGGCUCUGCUUUGGCGCUGUCGGGAGGGACAUCAGAGGCUGGUGAGGCUGGGCGUUCUUGGACUUGGAAGGGUCCCUUCGGGCUAGAGCCCCCUGGUGUUUAGGGGAGCAGCAGGGCAGUGUCUGGGCUCUGGGAAACCCAGGGUAGCUGAGCUUCCUUUCUGAUAAGCUGGGAGGAUU
This is a messenger RNA of Myotis myotis, 5787 nucleotides long. It is a transcript of the gene GRAMD1B, whose product is annotated as GRAM domain containing 1B. Lineage: Eukaryota; Metazoa; Chordata; Mammalia; Chiroptera; Vespertilionidae. The coding region runs from base 307 to 3072 and encodes 921 amino acids. Gene Ontology annotation, cellular component: endoplasmic reticulum membrane; endoplasmic reticulum-plasma membrane contact site; plasma membrane. The transcript has 20 exons. Gene Ontology annotation, molecular function: sterol transfer activity; sterol binding. The record is from RefSeq and is a predicted model, not a curated record. Gene Ontology annotation, biological process: intracellular sterol transport.